Messenger RNA from Entamoeba histolytica HM-1:IMSS, 1245 nucleotides. Its product is annotated as vesicular integral membrane protein VIP36, putative. Gene Ontology annotation, cellular component: endoplasmic reticulum membrane; endoplasmic reticulum-Golgi intermediate compartment; COPII-coated ER to Golgi transport vesicle. Gene Ontology annotation, molecular function: D-mannose binding. The record is from RefSeq and is a predicted model, not a curated record. Gene Ontology annotation, biological process: endoplasmic reticulum organization; endoplasmic reticulum to Golgi vesicle-mediated transport; Golgi organization. The transcript is spliced from 3 exons. The coding region runs from base 1 to 1245 and encodes 414 amino acids. Lineage: Eukaryota; Evosea; Mastigamoebida; Endamoebidae.
AUGUAUUAUUUUUUCCUAUGUUUAUUAACAAUAACUAUUAAUGCACAUCUUUUAGAUAUUGUUACACCUAUUGAUCCAACAGAAAUAAUGACAGUUUAUUAUGUUGAUGGAUCAACUCAAAUAUUUACUGAUGGAAUUAAUUUAACACCUGACCUUAGUGAUAAAUCAGGAAGAAUCACAUCACUUAAUAAAAUUAAAUCAGACAAUUUUGAAGUUCAUUUUAAUUUCAGUAUAUUUUCAUCAAAACCAAUUAUGGGAAAUGGAGUUGGAAUUUGGUUUACUGAUACUCAAAUAUAUAAAGGAGAAUUAAAUGGAGGACCAGAUGUAUGGAAAGGAAUAAGUAUUUUAAUUAAUACAAAUGAGAAUAAUAAACAAAACAAUCCAUUAAUUGUUGGUAUUGUUAAUGAUGGAACAAAAAGAUAUACAAUAGAAAAUAAUGGAAUUGAUAUUGCAAAUGGAUAUUGUUCAUUUAAAGAAAUUAUUAAUAAAAAAGACUUAACAACAUUAUUAAUUUUCAAAUAUAAUAAACAAAAUUUAACGGUUCAAGUUUCACUUCAAAAUGAACUAAAUCAUAAAGAAUGUUUUACAUUAAAUGGAAUUCUUCUUGAACCUCCAUUUGUAAGUUUCAGUGGAAAAACAAGUAGUACUUCUGCAUUAAUUCGAAUUAAUCAAGUUAAUAUAAUUGAAGAGAAUAUUUACACUAAACAAACUCAAUUAAAUCAAUUAAAAAAGAAGAAAAAGAAAAUAUCAAAAAUUAUUGAUGAAAAUGAUUUACUUCCAAAACAAUAUCCUACAAAUAAUUUAUUUGGUGAAGCUAUUGAUGAAGACUCUAAAGUAGAUGUUGCUUCAAACCAAUUAUAUGACCUUCUCAUAACCCUUCAACAACGUGUUAAUAAAAUUGAACAAAUAUCAAAUGAAAAUUUAAUAAAAUAUAAGAAAAUUAAAUCUCUUCUUUCUACUUUUAUUCAACCAAUUACUAAUAAAACAGAAACUUAUGACAUAACAAAGGUUUUGUCUCAAAUUCAAAACCUUAAAGAAUAUAAUGACAUUGUCAUGAAAAAAGGAAAUAAUGCUGUUGAAAUUACUCAAAGAUUAGUUUUUAAUUUAAAUGAUCCAGUACCAAUUGAACAACAACAUCAUCCAAUCUUUUGGUUUAUUGUUGUUAUUACACAUCUUCUUAUUUGUGGUUGUAUGGCAUUUCUUUAUUUCCACCAUCGUUCAAAGGUUAGUUAUAAAACGUUGUAG